GGUGGAUUGUGAGAGUGAGAGAUCGAGCAGAAGAGAGUGUGAAGCUGCAGCAGCCGGGAGAUAAAAGCUUUUUCUCUCCCUCUGCCGGCGUCUGUGAGCGAGGGAUAAAGCAGAGGAGCGAAGCCAGCCGAGGCAGAGACGAAUCCAGGCUGCCUGCUGUCACUGGAGCUCCCGGCUUCCACCGGACCAGCAGGCCUCAAGCCACAAAACGCACGGCAGGACAAGACACACUCAUGGACACGUACACAGCCGGGCUCACGCAGCUGACCAGGGGACCGCCCAACCUCGCAGCCACAAACACACACUCGCCCUCCCUCCAGGACACUUACUGUUUCUCUGGCCUCCACCGUAUCAAUCGGAUCAAUCCAGCCAUGCUUGUCUGACGGAGCCACGGUUUCCUUUAGCCGGAGACGCCCUGUGUUCCUGUGUUUUUGCUCCCUGCAUGUUUGUUAAGGGGACAUGGCGUGCGGACCCUCUUGUCCUAACCUCUGCUGCUGCUGUGCUGCGUGGAGUUCAGGACUGCCCUUCACUGGACACUGAUUCCCUUUGGCUCUGUUCCAGAUACAAAUCUCUACCUGAAGUAGGUCUGCCACUUUAAACUGGAUCUUGACAAGACCUUAGCUAAGCAGACGGAGGACCGGUCUCUUCCUCCCUUCCUCCUUUUUCUGCCUCAGAGUCCAGCCCCGGCUCCUACCCCGGAUCCCUCUUCCUAAUUAGAUCCAGUGGACGUGAGGAGUUAUUAAGAGACGAGAAACGAGUCGCCUUUUCCCCCAGCCUGACAGAUUUUUUUUUGUCUCGGAGUAAGACACGGUCUAAAUACCCCCCCCCACCACCUCCUGCAAACUGUGGAUUUUGUUCGGCUGUUGCAUCGUCGCAGUGCACCACCUGAUGAAGGGGAAGCUCGCUUGAGUAACUGGCAGACUGACAGCAGGACGCUGGAGGUUUAUCAUUGGACAGCACUGGAACACCCCAGCCAGAAUUCCCAGCCAACUGUAGUUCUCGGGGAGUCUAACAUCGAGGUGGGGGGAAUCUUGAGACUGGUAUCCAGGGGAGAGGCAUGUGAUGCUAAGCUGUCUGGGGAGCUUAAGGUGGAGUCUGUCUCCGUUUGGCUGCCUCCAGAUUUCGACCCGGCACCCUGCUACGGCUGCAUUUUUUCCGGUUUUCUGGACUACGCUGAGUUGAUUCCACAGGUAUCCAGCUAGCCCUAGAUGAUCACUGUAAAGACUGUGAACUGUCUUGCCAAUCUCGUCAAUGGGAGAAAGUAACGCCAGUGAUUUUGUAUUCCGACAAAUUGGCAACAACAGUCCCUUAAGAGGAGGAAGGCACACAAGCUGGAAGGAUCGACAGCAGCUCAACGAGCAGGAUAAAUCGUGGGAGGAUGACGAGCAGAAGCAUCAGGGCGGGAAGCCGAUGCUCUGAUUGAGUAUUUAACAAACUGCCAGAGUAUUGGCUGAAUCUCCCAGCAAUCUGCGGCAGCAUUGGCUGACUGCACACUUAUCUCUCACCCACAACCAAUCUGGACACCGUGCUGCCUCGGCAGAAUGAGACACCGUGAUCGCCGUUACUACGAGGGGGAUAUCGACAGCUUCACCAUUAAUACUACUUCCACUACGAGCACCGUGACGGAUUGGAUUCCCACUGAUCUCUGUUGCGGGGCUGACUUGCCUCUCGGAUCUUACUUCUCUCCUCUCGCACUGCAAUAACAUUACCCCAGUCGGAGAGAGAGGCAUCAUUAAUUCAUGAGCUCAGAUAGCUGCUAGAUCUCAGUGUAGAUAGAGCUCUUGGAUUACUCUGGCACCUGGAACCGACAACAAAUCUUUACAUCACAUUGUUUGUGGUUUAUCGAGGAUGGACAGAGGAAUUUGAAUGGAAUUGCAGCAGAUGGUGAUGUUGUUUUUCCUCAUAUUUGAAGGAAUAAUGACAUUGAAUUAAGAAGUGAGAUAAGACUGCCACUGAUUCCAACACUCCCAGAAACCCUGCAGUACCUGAACACACUGAGACGUUCACACUUCGUUCUCAUGACAGACACAGGCAGCGUGUGAAGCAGUUGGAGCUUCACUAAUGGUCUGAAUAGCUCCAGACUGCACUACAUUUCUCUCUCUCCCACACUCAUCAUCCCGCCUGACACUUUGCCCUACACCAGGUAACAGCUCACCUGCCAAAAUCCCGGUGGUUAAUCAGAAGCCUGACCCGAGCCCAGUUUAUUUUCCUCCCUUGUGUGGCUCUGCUAGCAUAACUGUGUCCUUGUGUCCUUGACUGCGACCACAAGUCUUCUAGGAUAAACAGCCCAAGUAAUGUAGCAAGCUGCCUGUCCAUAUACAUACUGUUACACAGCAGGGCCCUUAGAGAGACAGCAGGCCUGGCCAGUGCACCCGCUGAAUCCACGUCAGGUGAGGUGAAGGAAAGAGGAAGGACAGGUGGGAGCUGUGACACGUCGGCCUGCAGCUGCCUGCCUCGCGACUAGACCAAAAACUGCCUGAGGAAAAGAGCGACUUUCCCUCUCUCUCCUUCAGAUACAAUCCCUCUUCUCUGGGUUUUAUUUAAGAUGAGACCAUGGGAAAAUAGAGCUAAGCGUGCUCUUCCUAACUUAACAAUACUCCCAGGUGUCAGAUUAACAAAGGAGAUGUCAGUCACUUGCCAGCCUAUCUGAAUCAUUUCCCCCUCUAUACUGUGGGAUGGGAUUUUGCUCUUAAACACCUGGAAUACAUGUCCAAACCCAAAUGAACAUGAAUUCUCCCUCUCUGAUGGAUUAACUGCCUGAAUUUGCUGCGGUUUCCUUUUUUCUACUCCGUUCUCCUUCACCAUCAGAGACAUGGGGAACUCCAUGGGUUGCGUCAGGCCUCCUCGGGAGGGGGAACUCAGCGGAGUUGCCCCACUUUCACCAAAGAAGCGUCUACGUUUCAGACGUAAGCACAAGGGCAAGAAGAACAGGAAAGCAGAGUCGGAACAGGAUGACUUUGAGCGACGAAGAAGCCACGAGCCUGAUGACAGAGAGGAAGAGGAUGAGGACGAUGAGGAGAAGGCCGCAGUUCUAGAAACAGCAGAUUUUAGCAGCAGAGCUAGGACUCUUGUAACAGGGCCUGACAUCCAGUUAACUCAUUCCAAAACUAACGUGCACAGCAAUACCCUUUCCCCCGGCUCUGUGAGUGCCAGUGUAGGGGGACGUUUGGGCCACCGAAUACUCGAAGUGUCCCCCAAGCCCAGCCCAGCCUGGAGAGGGGUUUUCUGCCUCCCAGGAGAGGAAGACACGGUGAGCGCCAUCGUAGAUGUCUCCAGCAUCCACAGCCAGACCACAAACACCACCCCAGUCAAUACGGCCCCAGCACUGGGCAGCACCACUCCAGGUGGAGGGAGGGUCUGUCGCGUAAAGGAGAAAGUCCAAGGGGUCCUAGAGAAACCUUGGAUUCUCCGACAAAAGAAGGAGAAAAAAGACAAGGGGAGGGUAGAGAGAGAAGAAAAGGGGGGUGGGGGCGUUAAAGGAGGACCAGAAGAGACUAUAACAGUGGUGCGGACACCUUCGGGGAGGGAGCACAAGGGUGUGGUCCACAUCCGCGAGGUGGAUGGUAAACUCUGCGUGGUGAGGACGGUGUACCCCAGUGAUUUUGGCUCUCCGGUGUGGAGGGGCGAAAGCGAUAGCAAGGUAGAAGUGCGCAAAGAGCCCCUUGCCCCGUCUCCAGUCACGGGAAAUAUUCUCAAAGUCCAACUGUCCGAGGAUGAUAAAAGUAGAGACAAAAUGUCUGCGGGGGAUUCCCCCAUGUCCUCUAACCAAAUGUGGUUUCACGAAACUAUGGCUGUCAAGGGGUUCAGCUUGGACACUCCAGUUCGUGCACAGGAGCAAUAUUCUCUGUUAGAGUCGGGCUAUGCCAGCGACCUGCCGCUGACCUCUCCAGAGACGGCGGGCACCACUCCCAGUCAGACCGACUGGGGAGGGCUGACCAGUAGCUCAUCAGAGAGACUGGACUCCACAAUGGAGAGUCCUCUGUCACUGCAGCAGGCGACUGUUAAAUUCCUGCCACAGAUCUCAGAGAUCUACGUGAGCGGCGAGUCAGGCGACCUCACAGCCAAAGAGAAGCUGUUAUUAUGGAGCCAGCAGGCGAUAGAAGGCUACCCCGGCCUCCGCUGUGUCAACUUCACCUCAUCCUGGAGCGACGGACGCAUGUUCAACGCUCUGCUGCACAGAUACAGGCCAGACCUGAUCGACAUGGAGGUGUUGUCGCGGCAGAGUAACCGGGAGAACCUCGAGCAGGCCUUCGAGAUCGCCGAGUCGCUAGGGGUGACCAGUCUGCUGGACGCUGAGGACGUUGAUGUUCCAUCACCAGAUGAGAAGUCGGUCAUCACCUACGUCUCCUCCAUCUAUGAUGCCUUCCCCAAAAUCCCCGAGGGAGGAGAGGGCAUCGCCGCACUGGAGGUGGAGCAGCGCUGGUCGGAGUACCAGUCCAGGUUCUCCUCUCUGCUCCAGUGGAGCCGCCAGCAUACGGCCCUCAUAGCCAACAAGAACUUCCCUCAAAACCCUGUGGAACUCAAGGCACUUUACAACGAGUACGUCCAUUUUAAAGAGACGGAGAUCCCCGCGAAGGAGGUCGAGAAAGGUCACAUCGAACACCUCUACAAACUGCUGGAGGUUUGGAUAGAGUUCGGCCGUAUUAAGCUUCCUCAGGGCCUCCAUCCCAAUGACCUGGAGGAGGAGUGGGGCAAACUCAUCCUGGAGAUGCUGGAGAGAGAAAAGGCUCUACGGCCGGCUGUGGAGAGGCUAGAGCUGCUGCUUCAGAGGGCUAAUAAGAUCCAGAACAUGGCUCUGGACUGUGAGGAGAAACUCACCCUCGCUAAAAACACACUCCAGGCUGACAUGUCUCGAGUUGAGUGCGGCGAGGCGGUGCAGUGUGAGAGAGAGCUGGCCUGCUACCUGCAGGACUGCGAGUCUCUGAUCAGACAACUCAACCAGGAGCUUAAAGUCCUCCGAGAUGAGAAGUACUACCAGGUGGAGCAGCUGGUGUUCAGAGUGUCUUGCCUUCAAGAGGAGCUGGUCUCCCUCCGCCUGCAGUGCUCCAGCGUCUACAGGAAAGGCCACUUCUCCCAGAACCUGGGCACCACCGGGCCAGAGCACCCCAGCCUCAGAGCCACAGACAGCAGCCUGACGCCGGGGCAGACACUGCUGGGAGCCGUGGGGGCAGUGGGCGCAGUCGGCGCCGUGCUCCUACGGCGACCCACGGCUCGCUCCCAGCUGGUGGCCAUGUCGUCAUCAGAGGACGAAGGGAGCCUGAGGUUCAUCUACGAGCUGCUCGGCUGGGUGGAGGAGACGCAGGAGCUUAUGGAGCGCGCUGAAUGGGGCGCAGACCUCCCCUCUGUAGAAAACAACCUCCAAGAGCACAACACCAUACACACUGCAGUGGAAGAGCUAAUGAGUAGCCUGCAGGAGGCCCGCAGCUAUGAGGCUAGAGUAUCUCCAAACUACAAGAGCAGUUACUCUGAAACCCUGGCCAAGCUGGAGCACCAAUACUGCAAACUACUGGAACAUUCGUCAUGGCGCCUGCGGAGCUUGGAGAGCCUGCACGCAUUUGUGUUGCACUGCACCGAGGAGCUGAUCUGGCUCAACGAGAGGGAGGAAGAGGAGAUCGCCUACGACUGGAGCGACAACAACGCCGGCAUGAAUGCCAAGAGAGAAUUAUACAGCGAAACGAGGUUAGAGCUGGAUGAAAAACAAGAUGUGAUGCGGUCGCUCCAGGAAACAGCAACCCGCCUGUGUCUGGAGAACCAUCCAGCCAAACAGACUGUGGAGGCUUACAGCGCAGCCCUGCAGACUCAGUGGCAGUGGGUGAACCAGCUCUGUGUGUGUGUGGAGCAGCAUCUCAAAGAUAACACGGCAUACUUCCAGUUUAUGAGCGACGCUCGGGACUGUGAGUCGUACCUGCGCCAGCUCCAGGAAACCAUCAAGAGACAGUACACCUGUGACAAGAACAGCAGAUUGAGCAAACUGGAAGACCUCCUGCAGGACUCAAUGGAGGAGAAGGAGCAGCUGAUCGAGUACCGGAGUACGGUGGCGAGCCUGGUGGGCCGGGCCAAGACGGUGGUGCAGCUUCGCCCCCGCAACGCAGAGAGCACCCUGGGAGCAACAACACCCAUCAAAGCCAUCUGCGACUACAGACAGAUAGAGACAAACGUUCAGAUCACAAUAACCCGAGGCGAGGAGUGUGUGCUGGAGGACAACUCCCAGAGGACCAAGUGGAAGGUUAUCAGUACGACGGGGAACGAGGCCAUGGUCCCCUCGGUGUGUUUCACCGUCCCACCUCCGAACCAGGAGGCCAUGGACACAGCCGGCAGGGCGGAGCAGCUUUAUCAGAAGGUCAUGUCUCUGUGGCAUCAGCUGCAUGUGAACAUGAAGAGUGUGGUGUCCUGGCACUACCUGCUCAAAGACAUCAGGACUGUCUCCGGAUGGGACCUUGAAGCGGUCCGUUGUCAGUCCCCGGCAGAGCGGCAGCAGGUCCUGGAUCACCUGGAGUCCCAGUUGGCCGACUUCCUGUCCGACAGCAAAGAAAGCUCGGUGUUCAUGCCGAGCGAAAGACGAGAACUGGAGAAGGACGUUCAGCAGGCCCAGCAGCACUGCCAGGAUCUGCUGCUCAACAUGGAGGCCGUGGAGAAGGACGAGUCGGUCUCUCGUUCGUACCUGUCGGAGCUGCACAACAUCACCGUCCGUCUAAAUGAGGCCGAGCAGAGACUGACGAGGGGGAUUCAGACUCCGCCCCCCGGCCUGCUGUCAGGGGACAGUGCUGACAACACUGUCCAGAUAGCAGAGCAGGAGAAGCUGCAGUCGGAGCUGGACGCUCUGCGCUCCAGUUUGGGAGACGUGUCUCGUCGCUGCGUCGGUUUCUUCGAGGAGAAGCCGACAUCCUCCAGCGUUCCCGUCCUCCGGGCUGAACUCAAUCGGGCUGUGGAGAAGACAGACAAACUGCACAACCUCUCGUCCGUCUACCUAGAAAAGUUAAAAACAGUAGACGUCCUGAUGCGUAGCCUGGAUGAAGCGGAGAGCCAGGUCAGGAAGAACGAGAGCAGACUCAGUGAAGAGGACAUUGUUCCCGCCAACACGACGGCCAUUCAAAACCUGCAAGAUCAGCUAGGGAGGUGGCAGGCCGAGCUCGUCGAGCAGGAGGGCAUCUUCCAGUCUCUGCGGUCCGAGGUAGCUCGGGCCAAAGAGGCGGGGUCUCAGCUCAGCAAGCUCCACGCAGACCGCAGCCCCGAGCUGGAGCGCUACCAGGAGAGAGCCAAUCAGAUGGCAGAGAGGUGGAGCGGAGUCAAGAGACAGAUGGAGACACGACGAAACGAUCUAGAAGCUGUGGGCUCGGACCUGCAGCAGUACAGAGACGGUCACUCCGCUCUGAUCAGCUGGAUCGAAGAAACGACCGAGAGACAAGAAAACGCACAACCUGGACAGACGGACAGCAAAGCACUGUCCGAACAACUGGCCCAGCAGACGGCAUUAGUAGCUGAGAUUGAACAGAAUCAGGCCAAACUAGACGAGUGCCAGACUCACUCCAAACAGUACUGCACCUCAGUGAAGGAUUACGAACUGCAGCUGAUGACCUACAGAGCCUUCGUAGAAUCUACGCACAAGUCACCUGUCAAGAGGAGGAGGAUGCACUCUUCCUCUGACGCCAUCACUCAGGAGUUCAUGGACCUACGCACACGCUACACAGCCUUGGUCACCCUGACAACCCAACAUGUGAAGUACAUCAGCGAUGCACUGAGAAGACUAGAAGAAGAAGAGAAAGAGGUGGAGGAGGAGAAGCAGGCCAGGGUGGGGCAGGUGUCCGACCUGCUGGGCUGGGUCAAAGGCCUCCAGGGACGGACCGGAGGCCCCAACGCCGAGUCUUCACUUGCUGCUCAGCAGGCCAUCAGUGAACAGCUGGCAGCCAAGAAAGAUGAAGUGGCUGAAGCCAUCAGGAGCACUCAGGCCUUCCUACUAUCAAAACAGGCCAGCAAGUUGUCCCCAGAGGAGCGUGCUCACGUAGAGGCUCAGCUGGACGAGCUGACGGCCACCUACAACCGUCUGUGUGACAGCUCCACCCAGCAGCUGCAGCAGCUGGAGCAGCAACUGGCCAAAGAGGAAGAAAGAAAGAACCAAAUUGCCAUUGCUGGAGUGAUUGACCUGGGAACAGUGGAAACAUUCCCAGUGUUCCGAGCAGCCCAAUGUGGUCUUAUUGACCAGGACACCUGCCGUGUACUACUGCAGGCACAGCUCAUAAUGGGUGGGCUCCUCCAGCCUGCCUCCCCUCUCAGUCUUUCACUGGAACAAGGUCUAGCUCAAGGACUAAUUGACACCCAUACCAGACAGUCUCUUUCUGAGCUAGAGAGUGCCUUGCUUUUGGUGGAAAAUACUAAGUCUACAGAUGACCAACAACAAAAUGUGUUGCCAGUAGCUACAGCCAUGGAGUUCGGGCUCAUCAGAGAGGAGGUGGGACUUCGCAUUUUGGAGCUCCAGAUGAACAGUGGAGGCCUGAGAAACUCAGUGGGAAAAAUGAUGAGUCUGGAGCAAGCAGAAGACAUGAGACGCUUGACUCCCAGAACCCUCACAAAACUCCAGUCAAGGCAACAACAUAGAGAGCUGAUCGAUCCAAACACAGCUGAAAAAUUAAACCUAUAUGAGCUACAACAGCGUUGUGUCCUCGACGAUGACUCCGGUCUCCUUCUCCUCCCUAUCAAACAGCAGCCUGGAGGAACUGUCUGCCUCCGGUCUGGAAGAAAAGUUGGCAUAUUCCGUGCAGUCCAGGAAGGUCUGAUUGAUCGUAAAGUUACUGAACGACUUCUUGAAGCUCAGCUCUUUGCCGGUGGUAUUGCUGACCCACGGUCUGGCCACCGGUUGACAGUUGAUGAGGCUGUUCGUCAUGGGCUUAUGGACCAGGAUCUAGCCAGUGCUGUGUUAGCACGACAGCUGCAAAAUGGGGGAAUUCUAGACCCUUUCAGUGGAGAACGCCUGGAUUUGGAAGAGAGCAUUCGCAGGGAUCUUCUCUCUCCUCGUUUGGCUCUGUUGGUCCUUGAGUCUCUUUGGACUUUCAUGGGAAUACUCUGGCCUGAAUCCGGAGAACUUCUGCCCAUUGUUGAGGCUCUUCAACAAGGAGUGAUCUCAGGAGAGCUGUCAAGGAACAUCCUAAGGCAGCGACAUGCCAUUGGGGGUCUGUACAACCCAGAAACCCUCCAGGUGCUUCCCCUAAACCAGGCUGCUGAAGAAGUCCUUGAGCCCAGUGUUGUCCGUUUUCUCAAAGACACCCACAUCCCAGAUGUUCUUUCCAGCGUGAACCAGUCAGGUACCCCAUCUCUAAACCGCUUGAGCUGGGGUUCCACCAGCUCCUCUCCACCUCCAUCCUCUCCAUUGCCAUCAUCAUCUCUGGCAGGCCUUGUCUGGAAUGACACACCAACACAUGGAAUGGAUCCUGAAGAGCAAGCAAAAUGCAAGCUGCUGCAUCACCUCAUGACUCACAGCUAUGUGGAUGCUCAUUCUGGAAAACGAUUGGUGCUACUAGACCCUGAGUUGGUGGAGUUGGUUAAAGCUACUGAACUGGUUGCCGGAGACUCUGUUUAUGGAAGUCGGGUUGAGCCACAAAGCAGUUUGACCACAGAUGAGCAGGGGAAGCUGCAAAUGGUGAGAGAGUUUAGUUCGGCUGAUGUAGGAGUGAGUGACAAUCAAACUGAGGGUAAGGAAGAAAUCUCUGAUGUAGUCACACCAAGCAAGGAAGUUGAGACUAAUGGUACAGGUAGUCUAGAAGAAAGGUAUGGUGGAGAAAAUGACAACAAAUUGCCGCACAAACCUUCAGUAACUACAGAGAAUGCAGCGAAAAAUGAAAUUGAUGUGGAAAAAGAUGCAAAAGUAAAAGCUCAAAAGAAAGAAAUAUUCGAUCAUGGAAGUUUAAUGGCUUCAGCGAAAAAUCUUGAAGGCCCAAAUGAGCUGGUAGCAACUGAAUCCAAACCCAGGGAUAGUGGUGACCAGCAGGAGACUAAAAGUACAACCAUCACAGUAGAUAGAAAAACAGCUACGGUACCACUGAAAAUGUUGAAAGAACCCAUCCCACUAGGAGCAAAAACAAAUGAAGAUGUUAAAUCAACAAAAUCUGAUGAUAGGAAAGAUAUAAAGCAUUCCCAGACUGAAUCAGUAAAGACCAAACAAAAGGUGCCUAUAACUGAGACUGACUCAAAGCAUACUAAACCUCAGAAUGAGAUCCUUGAAUCAGCGGUGGAGAAGCAAGGGGAGGAUGCUGAAUUGGCGAAGUUAGUGCUAGAGCUCAAACAGGGAGGUGUGAUGACAGAGGAAGGGGAAAAGCUGCUCCCAGAUGAGGCAGUAGCUCAGGGUGUCCUUCCCGCCCACACAGCAGUUAAAUUAAUGGCUCAGACAGGUCUGUUUGGGGGUUUCCUAGAUGCCAGCAGCGGUGAGUCACUUAGUAUGGAGGAUGUUAUGCAGGAGGGUUUACUAAAUGAAGAUCUAAUGUGGAGUGUCCUGAAGUCAGAUAAAACCCUUGCAGGAAUUGUGGAUGUAGAGAAAAGGCAGAUCUGCGGGGUAAGGGAGGCAGCUCAGGCAGGGCUGAUCGACCCCAACACCGCUGCUCGACUUUUAGAAGCCCAGGUGGCGUCCGGGGGGAUUGUUGACCUACGCAGGGAUAAGAAGGUCUCUGUUACUUUAGCAGCAAACCUGGGACUGAUUGAGGAGGAUCAAAGAGAAGAACUGGUGGCACUAGAGAAGGCAUGCAAAGGAAAGGAUACCGAUUCAGCAACAGCCCUCACUAAAGCUAGUUUACAGCUACAGAUGGAAGGUGUUAUUGACCCAGAGUCCAAGUCUCCAGUUCCUCUGGAGCAAGCGAUUCAGAAAGGGUUAAUUAGAUCUGAGGAGGCUUAUCAGGUGUUGGCAAGACAGGUGGCUGAGGGUGGUAUAAUACAUCAUGAUUCAGGGAUGAGGCUGUCUGUUCCUGAUGCUGUAGAUAGAGGACUAGUGGAUCGGUCCAUUGCUCCUGGGCUGGAAGAACUAGAGUGGGUCUACCAAGGAAAAGUCAGCCCUUCAUCUCACCCAGAAGCUGUCGUUUUCCAAGCAUCGACAGGAGCCAUUUUAGACCCUGACUCUGGAUGUAAACUGACUUUGACAGAGGCAGUUUCUAGGGGUCUUCUGGAUGAGAAUAUUGCCAGUGAAGUCAUGGCCUCUUCUACUGUAACACGAGGUACCCUUGACCCUGAAACUGCACGCAUUGUGCCUUAUUCUGAGCUUGUAAAUCAGGGUAAGAUAGAUAUUGAAACAGGCAAACGCUUCUUGGAGGUGAAACCAUUCAGAGGUGUUCGGGAUGAGCAAACAAGAGACAACUUGACCCUUCCUGAGGCAGUCGCGUCAAAGAAAGUUGACCCAGUUCCAGCAUUGAGGCUGCUUCAAAGCCAGGCAGACAGUGGAGGGAUCAUUGAUAUCAGCACUGGAGAAAGGCUCCCCCUACCUGAAGCCUGUGAAAGAGGUUUAGUUGAAGACGGUAUGGUCAAAGUAAUAGCCACCAACCAGUUUUUGAAAGGAGGCUUAGUUGAUCCUGCCACUGGACAACGAGUCUCUAGUCUCGACGAUGCAAUUGCAAAAGAACUGAUCCCCAGUGACGUGGCUUCAGAGAUUCAAGAGAAAUUGGCUUCUGUGGAGAUGGAGGGCGAUGAAGGUAGCGCCACACCUGUUGCCUCAUCAAAUUGUACAUACAGCCCUGCUGUUAUAUUGUCAGUGUCAAGCCCAGACAGUCCAGCGAGCUGGUCAGACCUAAACACUGAGGUGCUUUCAAGAUCUCCACUUUCAAAGAAAGGUUUAGGAAUUACACUGGACGAUUGGAAGACAUCUGUAGUAUCAGAUCAGUCACUGUUUUACGACCCUACUACAGAAGAGGACACGAUUGAAGUGCCAGUGGAAGAAAAGGCUUUAAUUGAGCCAGACCAAUCCAUUGACCUCUUGAGUAAGUUUGCUACGAAUGUUGAGAAAAGAAUUCAGGAAGCCAUAGAAGAGAUCAUACCACAGACAGACAGCAAUAAAUCAGAGUCUCUUCCAGAGCAUAAGCUUGAUGGAAGGCUACAAAUAGGUGUGAGUGAGACUGAGGAUAAACAAAAGGGGAAAGUUUUCACAGAUGCUGUUGUAGAAUCCAUUCAGGCACGAGAUUCACAGGGAGGAGUCAGAAAAGGAGCUGCUGUUUUAAAGUCAGUUGGGGAACCUGUGAAGGUCGGGGAAAAGGACCGUAGACCCAGUGAUGAGAGCACAUCAGUGGGUCAUCAUGAUUCUGAAGAUGGAAACCCGACAGGUUUUGUGGCAGCAGAGAUUGGAGAUGACAGAGAAAGCAGAGACAGCAUUGAAGUGUCAAAAAUGGGUGAUUAUAGAAAGAGUGACGUGGCAGCACAGAGAGAUGAUGUUGUACAUAAGAAGGGUAAAAAAAUGGAGAAAGAUAAACCUUUAAAGGUUGAGAUCAAAUCCAGCACUGACGCUGAGCAGUCAGACCGGUUAUUGAGCUCUCCAUCCACAGAGGCAGAAAGCAAAAGCAAGAAGAAGAGGAAGAAUAAAAAGAAUGGAAAGCAUAAAGAAGCAGAGAAAGAAACACAUCCUCCAGAGGUAAAACAUCCAUCUCAAAUUGAUCAAGCUGAUGCACAUAUUGAAGGGCAGCCUGAGGUUAUUGAUGUAGUCACAGAUGAGCUUGCAUCACAAGACAAAUACGAGGAAACAAAGAUUCAAGGUCGGGCAGCUUCCACAAGGCCUCCCAAUGGAGAAAGUGGAGCAAAGAUUGACGGGAAAAUUGAUGCUGAAAAUGAUUUGGUAAAACAGGAACAGGAAGCAAUUCCAGCCACUCUGGAAUUCACAGAAUAUGCUACUGAGCCAGAGGAAGACAACAUAAAAAUGGCAUUAUCGAAGGAUACAGAAAAGGGUGUUAAGAGGGAUGAAGAGAUGAAAAGGGAGGAGCAGAAAGAGAAAGUUGAAAUGAAAGCUUUGGUCUCUCAGCAACCAGAACAACCAGAGAGCCGUCAGGAGGUAAAGAAGAGGAAGGAGCAAGAAUUCCCUCAGAAGUCUGCUCUACCAAACAAUGAGAAAGCAGCCUUGAUACUGAAAGCCAAAGAGAGCAUCCUUAAAAAGGUGUUUGAAAAGGGGGUGAGCGAGAAGCAGGCCGCCGAGGAGCUGCAGGCACUGCGCAAGGAUGUGGGGAAGAAGGAGAGUCAAGACACGACUGUAAAGGCACAAUCUCUGCCAGCCAAUGCUGAUGGAGCAGAGAGAUAUGAUGUCAAAGGUCAUGGUGUCAAGAGACCCGAUGGUUCACCAAAAGAGAGCGAGGAAGAGAUGAGGGUCAAAGAAGACAAAAGGGUCAAAGAAGAUAUGACUGAGAAGAAACUUUCUGUCAAGGAGGACAUGGAGACCAAACUUUUGGAGACUUCUUCAAAUGAGAGAGAAAAAAACAGGUGCGUUGGAAAGGAAGACAUUGAGACCACUCCAUCGGUCCAGCCUAAAGAAACUCAGCAGAGUAAACGAAAAAAGAAGAACAAGAAGACCAAGAGUUUAAAUGUGACAUCCAAAAUCGAGCCUGAUGCUGAGAAGUUACAGACUGAUGAAAAAGUGGAUUCUGAGUCGACAAUAACAAAAAUGAUCGUAAAAUCUACAAUGGCAAAACCAGAUUCAGAUAACUCAGCUUCUGGUGAGGAGCAAAAGAUGGAAAGACAUACCGAUGGUCAGUCAGCCAGUGAUCUCAUCAGACCUUCAGUUUGUGAUAAGGCAAAUGAAGCGGAUACCUCUGUAAUCAAUAUUAAAGGAGCUGAGGCCGGCCGACAAAGUCCACCGUAUUUACGUCAAUCAGAAGAACCCGAUUCUCACAUUGAGGAACAUGUCCAGUUGGCAGAAAUUGGGAAAGAAGAAUCCCAUUCAGAAACCAGCAAUGCUGCAAAAUCAAUUGACUUUUCUCACAAAGCUGUCACGAGCAAACCAGACAUCCAACCCACGGCUCAACCCAUGUCUGCUGGCACACAACCCAAUAAAGCAGCAGGGAAAGGUAAAAAGAAGAAAAGGCACCAACCCCCUCAAGUUGAUAGUACCAAUGUUCCUGAAUCUUUAAAAGACCAACAGCAACAGCUCAAGUCUCAAGAACCAGCACCUUCGCUCUCAGAAGAUACUUCAACUGAGUGUGAAUCACCUGGAGUCUCUCAGUCUGAUACAGCCUCUGAAAGCUGGGGCGAGGGAGAGGAAGAUGUCGGAGCGAGUCGAGAAAUUGUGUCAGACGAAGAGGGGACGCCAUCCAUGACUAGCAAGUCAUCGUUGAUGCGUCAGGAGUGCUUGGAGCGCGACCAGCGGAUUGUAGCCCUGGUCUCCAUAGUAAGACACGUCGAGGUCCGACUCAAACAGCAGCAACAGCAGUCGGUUGGCCGCAGCCUCAUCGCCUUGGAUGACAUCAUCACACAGACUGAGACUCUGGACCUUGAGUUGCGUGAUUUGGAGCCUGCGAUCAACGAGGACGUGGAGGCUGCUGAGGAGCUAUUGAAGCCCCGACCCAAAGGCGUUCCUCCGCAGCUCCUACUGGCUCUGGAAAAGGACGGGCGGAGCUUGGCUCGGGGAUACGAGACUGCCAGAGCGCUCUCUGAGGGCAUUCUGCAAAGUCUGCGAGACCAUAGAGACUCAUAUAAGGAGGCAGUAACAGCUGAGCAGAAGUCACUGGGAGGACGGGUGGAGAGUCUGCUCGCUUGGUUGAGGGAGACGGAGGCUCAGAUGAAUGGAGGAAUGGCGGGAAUGGAAAAAAUGGAGAAGGCAGAGAAAGAUGACAAUCAGCUCACACAGCAGCUGAAUCUCUGCAAGGAGCUGCAGUCCUCCCUGAUGGCUCGCUCCAGCGAAGUCAACGACACGGCCUUUGACAUCCAGGUGUUCAUCUCCGAGCGGGCCCAGGACCUGGCCCCUGAGCAGAGCAGGCAGCUUCUGGGGCAGCUCCAGCAGCUCCAAAAGGCCUUCCACCAAGCAUCCGGGCAAGCCCAGGCCUGGGCCGACGCCCUCUCCGCCCAGAGAGAGAGGGAAGAGGAGCGGCAGCGCAGGGAGAGAGUGAAAGAAGAGGAGAAGGACAGAGAGAGGCAGAGUGCGAGGGAGAGAGAGGUGGUUCAGCAGCAGAAAGCCGAAUGCUCUCAGAAACUAGAAGGUCUCACCACGUGGUUGGCCGGAGCUGCCAGUUUAGUGGCCAGUCAGAAAGGCGGAGCGGAGUCAGGUGACGUGAACGUCUUGCAAGAGAAGCAGAAAAGACUAAAGGAAGCACAGAAGGACCUCCAGACCAAAGAAGAGGGCAUCGCUGAGACCAUCCGCUCUGUGGAGGAGCUCCUAGCAGACCGAGGAGGAAGCCUGAGCCCAGAGGAGAAGGCGAACCUCCAGGGGGCGCUAGCAAAAAUGAAGGAGCAGUACAGUGCCCUUAAAGAUUCAGCAAACACGUCACUGUCAGAGCUGGACACAGCCAUCAGCACAACUGUGCAGCAGAACACACAAAGGGCCAAGGCUGUGGAGGAUCUCCAGGAGACCCAAGGCCAGAUAGACUCUAUGCUGAAUGAGUUGUCCUCUCGUAACCAACCAGGCGGGAGAGGAGUCGGAACUGGAGCGCCCCCAGAUCAUACUGAUGCACCGUUCUCACAGCCAGAGGGCGCUGUGAUGUCACACACAGAGAUGCUGCAGGCGGAGCUUCAGCAGCUCCAGUCUCAACAAGCACAGCUGCUCCAGAUCACCCAGUCGACCCGUUCCCUUCUGGACCAACCGGACUCCACUGUUCCUCCUGAGGAGAAGCAGCGUCUCCGGGCCGCCCUGGAUCAGCUGCAGGCCCAGCACCAGGACAGGCUGCAGAGCUGCCAGGACCGUCUGAGGAAGUCUGAGGCUUUGAAGGAUGAGCUGACGAAGUUCCUCCAAGAACAUGGAAGUCUAGGUGCCUGGCUGGAACAAAACGAACAGGAGCUCCGUUCCCUGGGGGAAGGAGAAACCGACGCACAAGGACUGAAGGGCAGGCUGGAGGAGCACAGAAAGCUUGCUGAGGAUGUCAUUUGCCACAAGGCGGACCUUCGCUUUGUUUCCAUCUCCGGUCAGAAGGUUCUGGACUCCGUUCAAGGAGCUCUGGAGCAAGUCGGUGGUUCAGACCCAGCUCUGGACAGCACCAAGCAGCUGGUAGCUGACAAGCUGCAGGAUGCUAACCACAGAUACACAACCCUACACACCAAGUCAACAGAGUUGGGCGGCCGUUUGUCCGGCCUGUUGGAGAGGUACCAGCAGUACCAGGAUGAGGUCGUCUCCGUCCACUCUUGGCUGAGCGCUCAGGAACAGAACCAAAGCAUAGCCAAGCCCAGUGGGGAGACAGAUCCCCAGAACCUGCAGAACACACUACGACAAGUACAGCUGCUGCAGGACGAGCUGGCUGAGCGUUCGGUGCAGCUGGAGAAGGUGAAGAGAGCAGGAAGAGAUCUGGUCAGUGCAGACGAGUCUCCUUCCCUCAAAGCUGUUGACAUCCUCUGUGCUGCAGAUGGCUUAGAGAAGAGGUUUAGCUCCCUCUCUGCAUCUGUGUCAGAACGGGCCGAGCAGCUGCAGACAGCUGUGGCCCAGUCGGUCAGCGUCCAGGAGGGCCUGAAGGGUCUGCUGGGCUGGCUGGACAAACUGGUCCUGAGUCCUGGACCAGUCGAGCCCACCGCACAGGCUGUACAAGACGCCCUGACACAGAACCAGAAACUUCGCCAGGAGCUGCUCUCCCGGCAGGGCAGCGUGGAAGCAACGCGAGACUCUGUUUCCAAACUCCUUCAGAGCUCUGACGCCUCCACGGCCUCUGGCCUCCAGGGCGCUCUGGAUGAACUGACUCAGCGCUACGCCGCGGCACAGGCCAGCCAGGCCGAGAGGGAGGCCGAGCUCAGAGGGCUGCUGCCCUGGCUGGAGAGCUAUGAACGACAGGGGGCGGACCUCCGGGUCUUCACCCAGAGCCGCCUGAAGGCUCUGAGCCCGGCGGGCCAGCCGGACCGCGGCGUGGAUGACUAUAGGCAAACCAUUGAGGAGGUCAGGUCCGAGCUGGAGCAGGAAGCUGGCCAGCUGAAGUCCUUCUGCAACCUGGGCAUUGAGCUCAGCCAAUCAAAAGCUUUCAACAACACUCAAAGCGUAUUGGAUAAUGUCAAAGGAGUGUCCGAUGAGUUCACCCAACUGGAAGCCAACGUCAAUGAAAGGUUCGCUGCCAUCCAGGCCUGUGAGCAGCAGCUGCUCGGGUUCCGCGGCCUCUCCGGCUCUCUCCUCAGAUGGCUUCAGACGGCGCAGGACCAGCUGCCGUCCAAAGAGGCCAACCUCAACACAGAAGGCCUGCAGAGGAGAGUCCAGCAGCUCAAGGACUUGUUGAAUGACUGGGAGUCCCAGGGAUCGAGGGUUCAGGAGCUGAACAAGACGGGCUCUGAGCUGGAGUCCCUCAUCAUCGACAUCACCGCUCCUCAGACCAAAACUGGUGCUCCUCAAAUCAAUGGCUCAGCAGGUCCCAGCAGUGUCAAUGGCAUUCACACCUGUAAAGACCUGACAGAGCUCCAGGUUGCCGUAUCUGAUGUGAACGGUCGAUACGAGACGCUCGGCGGGGAGUUGAAGGAGCGUCUCGUUCGCCAGAAGGCCUCGCUGGAGCAGAGGCAGAAGGCCAGGCAGGGCACCGAUGAGCUCAAGAGCUGGCUGACGGACAGAGAGCACAGCCUGAAACAGGGACAGACCGCCUCACCCUCCAAACCUGAGGCGGUACGCGCCCAGGCCCAGGAGAACAAGGCCCUGCUGUCAGAGCUGGCUGAGCACUCUGGGAAGGUGGAGGAGCUGAAGAGCACGCUGAGGAAGCUGAUUGCUGACAAUCCUGAUUCUCCUGAGGCAGACGCCUGGAGACAGCAGCUGCAAGAGAUAGACUCCCGCUGGCAGACGGCCAAUCAGACCGCAGCCCAGAGGCAGACCGAGCUGGAGACGUGCGCCGAUAGGCUGGGCAGCUUCGCCUCGGCGGCCAAUCAGCUGGGUCCGUGGCUGAGGGAGAAGGAGCUGAUGAUGAGCGUGCUGGGACCGCUGAGCAUCGACCCCAACAUGCUCAACACACAGAAACAACAAGCACAGUUCAUGCUGCGUGAGUUUGAGACCAGGCGGCCACAGUUUGACCAGCUGACCCAGUCCGCUGAGGGGAUCCUCUCCCAAACUGGUGAUUCUGCUCAGGAUCCCAAGGACCUGGCGGAAGUGCGGUCUGAGCUGGGCUCCAUCUCCCAGCAGUGGGAGGACCUCACAACCCAUUUGACUCAGAGGUCAAACCACAUCGACCAGGCCCAUGGAACCAGCGGGCGGUACCAGGCCCUGCUCAGAGAGCUCUCCUCUAGUGUCUCCGAUCUGGCCGAGAAGUUGGACAGUCAGGCCUCGCUGAGCGCCCAGCCCGAGGCGCUGAAACGCCGCCUGCAGGAAACCGGAGAGAUCCGCUCGGAGCUGGAGAGACGGCGGACGGAGCUGGCCGAGGCCGAGAGGCUCUGCAAGGAGCUGAGCGACAUCGUGGCCGAACCCUACCUGAAGGAAGAGCUGAAGAAACGACUGGAGAGUGUCAGCAGGCCGCUGAAGAGUUUAGAGGAGCGCGCAGCUGACGGUCUGUCUCAGCUCCAGGCCGCCCUGUCGUCCACCCAGCAGUUCCAGCAGAUGUUCGAGGAGCUGCGCUCCUGGCUCGACAAGCAGUCGGAUCCCAGAGAAUCGUACAGCGACUCCCUGCCCUGUCAGCCGGCGGCCAUCCGCUCCCUGAUCGCACAGACGGACGACCUCCAGCGCGGGAUCGCCAGCCAGCGAGGUUCCUACGAGCUGCUUCAAGCCGAGGGAGCGUCGCUGCUUGCCACUCUCCCCGCCGGCGGAGACGAACGGUCCGCCCUGCAGUCUCGCCUGGCCUCCCUGAAGCAGGACUGGGAGGGGCUGAACCAGAGGAUCUCGGACCAGGAGAGCAGACUGAAGACCACUCUGAGCAAAGCAGAAACCUACCAGCAGCACAGGGCCGAGCUGACGCCGUGGUUAGCGGAGUGUGAGGAGAAAGAUGGAGAGAUCCAACCGUCGCUGGACUCAUCGGCCUUGGACGAAACCUUGCAGAAGGCUCGAGGUCUAUCAAUGGACCUGGAGAGACGACAACCUCUCCUUGAAGCCUUCAAUACUGCAGCAGAUCAGCUGCUGGAACAAUGCUGCAUCGGGGAGGAAGAGGUACGGGAUGAGAAGGCCCAGCUGAACCGCAGGGUGGACGGACUGAGCGAGAGGCUCCAGAACCGCACCUCCCAGCUGGAGGAGCUCGCUGGCCGCCUGAAGGAGUUUGAAGAGGGCAGACAGGCUGCAGAGAGGAGGCUGGAGGCUGCCAAGCACCAGAUUGAAGUCCAGGAGGCUCUGGGACCACAGGCAUGCAGUGCUAAGAGCCUGGAGCGGCUGAGAAGUCAGCAGGAGAGUCUAAGGUCCCUGAAGCCUCAGGUGGUCUACCUCAGAGACCUGGCCCAGGGGCUGGUACAGGACGCACCCCAGACACCGGGAGGCAGCGCUGAGGGAGCACGGAGGCUCCAGGAGCAGGCCAAGGACACGGAGAAAGAGUAUGAUGGCGUAACUGAUAAGAUCGAGCAUUGCUGCUCCUCCCUGGAGUCCCGGCUGCAGGGCGUGGGCGAGGUCCAGUCUCACGUGCGGGAUGUGUUCUCGCGCAUCGCCGACCUGGACGACGAACUGGACUCCCUCAGCCCCGUUGGACGCGACGCAGACUCCCUGGCCUCUCAGGCGGACGCCCUGAAGGGCUUCUUGUCCCGUCUGGCCGACCUCAGGACGGAGCUGGAGGGUCACACGUCGGAGUGUACCACCAUGCUGCGGCGAGAAGGAUCCUCCCCCGACCUGCUGGCUCUCAGGAGGGAGUCGGAGGCUCUGAGCCGCCAGGCGGGCAAGCUGAGCGAGCGUGGCCAGGCCAGGUUGGACCAGAUCGAGGACGCUGCCGAGAGGGUUCGGGAGUUCUACAGACGGGCUGGCGAGCUGCAAGGCCUGCUGGGAAGGGCUGAAGACGGGCUGAACGCGCAGGGCAUGGUCGGCACAGAGGUGGAGAUGAUCAGACAGCAGCUGCAGGAGUUUAAGGACGUGGAGAGAGAGGAAGAAGCAAAGACUGUCUGGGUAGAUUUUGAAGGAACUCUUCCUCUAGAUGCAGUUAACUCUGUAGAGCCUGAUAGCGUUGCUCCAGGCUCAGAGAAUAUUACAGACUCUAAUUUAUAUCACUCUGAGCACCUAGAACAGAUGACACACUUUGACUUGGUGCGAGCACAAGACUGUGAAAGGGAGCAUGGUUUCAUCGAUGAAGAGUGCGAUGUUGACUAUAACGAGGAUAAAGCUGAAGAAGAAGAGAUGAGUUACCAGACGGACUCUGCUCUCGGUCAACAACUGGAGUCCGACUCCAGUGGGGUCCACAUGUCCCAACCAGACAGAACUGGUAUUAGCGUCAUCAUUCAGACAGACUGUGAACAGGGGAGACCUGCACGGACCGAAACAGACCCGGAUAGCGGGGCGUCAUCAGAGCGUGAUGAUGGCGAGGAUUGUGAGGAGAGAGCCUCCUCUCCGUCUUGUAGCCCUCUGAACCCUUACUGUGAGGAGGUGGAGAAAGUGGAGGAGGAGAUGGAGCAGGACGAGGGAGAAUUGAAAGAGGAAGAGGAGUUGGGAACAGAGUGGGAUGUGUAUGACCAAUCUGAGCCAAGUUUGGACAGUAGCGAGGGAGUUCUCAUGGAUCACUCCCCUGAGCCUCUGCACACGGUUGAAAAAGAAAUCGACAAUGAAUGUACACGGGAUGUUGACGUUCAAACUUCCUGUCAAGAAGAUCCAGUCUCCUCGGAGAUUAGCAGCCCCGUCGUGGCAAUAACUUGUGACACAGAAGGGACAUGCUUUGCGUCAGAGACUUUUGUUGUCCCUACAGAUGUAGUCUCAGGACUUGACAUGCCUGGACCAGAAGACCUGGAAACUACAAGAGCUAGCACCCCAAAAUCAGACUCUGUUCUUCUCGUACACCCUCAGCAUACGGACUCAGCUCCCCCAGCUCCGUCACCCUCUAAAUCGGAUUCUGGUGGUGCUGGGUUGGAUACUAAAGAGUCUGAGGCCUUCGUGAUAUCAGAUAGUUUUGUUUACCUGGCUGUAUCUGCACCCCCUCAGUACCCCAAUGACUGCCCCCCAUCUCCACUUGAGGACUCCAUUCCCCCGAGUCCUGUCCCCAAACCUACCUGCUGCCCAGACCCAGAGGAGGAGGGAGCCUUCCUGUCCCCUGACAGCUUUGUUUACAUGGCGGCUCCUGAACGUCCCCAACCGGGCCCCUCGGACGGCUGCUCAGCCUGCGAGGAUACUCAGGAGCUGGACUUGGACUCGUACUCUGAAGGGACCCAGUCUGGGAUGGACGGGGUGGAGUUUGUCCUCGGAUCUAUGACGGGGGACAGUGAUUGGGAGUCAGAUGGCUCUGCUCUGGACUUUCCUCCACUCAUGUCCACGGACCAGGCCUGGGAUCAGCUUGAGCCAGGCCUACUACAGAGCCUAUUUACACAGACGGAGACAAGCCAGGUACCGGCCUGUAGACCCCAGGAAGACGGGCCCCAGGCAGGGGACACAGCUUGUCACGCAGACCACGUCUUAGAGUCGGGAAGGAGCUCUAAAGCAGAGAAUGAAUUGACGACUAUAUUAAGUUGGGACGCUGACAUAGAGGCAGAGGCCGUGGAGAGAGAGCAGGUGGACGGCAUUCAACCGAAGCUUCAGCACAUCAACGCAGUGGGUCAGGGUCUGAUCCAGAGCGCCGCCAAACACACCGACACCCAGGCGCUGGAGCACGACCUGGAGAGCACCAACCUCCGAUGGAACUCACUCAACAAGCGGGUGGCAGAGCGCAUCGCCCAGUUGCAGGAGGCCCUGUUGCAUUGUGGGAAAUUCCAGGAUGCUCUGGAGCCUCUGCUAAGCUGGCUGAGCGACACAGAGGAGCUGGUGGCCAAUCAGAAGCCCCCGUCGGCCGAGUACCGAGUGGUCAAGGCCCAGAUUCAAGAACAGAAGCUGCUUCAAAGAUUGUUAGAUGACCGCCUGCCGACGGUGCAGAUGAUCCGCGCUGAGGGAGAGAGGAUCGCAGCCACGGCGGACACUCAGGACAGGGAGAAGAUUCAGACCCAGCUCCAGGAACUGGCAGAGAGAUGGAAUGACCUGCUGGACAAGGCCGGCGGCAGACAGAGGCAGUUGGAGGAGCUGCAGGUUUUGGCUCUUCAGUUCCACGAAGCCCUGGAGCCGCUGGGAGAAUGGCUGAGCGCCACCGAGAGACGCACGAGCUCCGCCGAGCCCAUGGGAACCCAAACGGCCAAGAUCAGCCAGCAGAUCAUUAAACACAAGGCAGUCCAAGAGGACGUGACCUCACACGAAGCUGAGGUCGGCCACCUCGAGUCCCUCAGCCAAUCGCUGACCCCGCUCAGCUGCGCGGCCGACCGCAACUGGCUGAGCGAGCGCGUCGGGGCGGUGAGGUCGGGUCACUCGGAGCUCACCGAUUGGUGCUCCAGGCGGGCGGGCAUGCUGGAGCAGGCGCUGGCUAACGCUCAGCUGUUUGGGGAGGAUGAGGUGGAGGUGCUGAACUGGCUGGCGGAGGUGGCUCAGAGGCUGGGGCAGGUCUCCGUCCAGAGCUACCAGCAUCAGCUGCUGGCCGAGCAGCACAAACACACCCUGUCUCUAAAUGAAGAGAUAGUAAGCAGGAAGAAGACAGUGGACCAGGCCAUCAAGAAUGGACAAGCCUUACUCAAACAGACCACAGGUGAGGAAGUUCUCCUGAUCCAGGAGAAGCUGGACGGCAUCAAGUCUCGCUACGCUGAGAUGACGGCCAGCAGCAGCAAGGCCCUCCGCACCCUGGAGCAGGCCCUGCAGCUGGCCACACGAUUCGCCAGCGCCCACGACGACAUUAACCAGUGGCUGGACGGCGUGGAGGCGGAGCUCAACAACGUGGAGCCCGACGCCACGCCCGCCUACCAGGAAAGACAGAAGGAGCUGAAGAAAGUGUCGGCAGAGAAGCGGCUGGUGCUGGACACGGUGAACGAGGUGGGCAACGCCCUGCUGGAUCUGGUGCCGUGGCGGGCCCGCGAGGGCCUGGACCGUCUGGUCGCCGACGCCAACCAGCGCUACCGCCAGUCUGAUGAAACCAUCACUCAGCGGGUGCAGCUGGUACAAGCUGCCAUCCAGAGGUCACAACAGUACGAGGAGGCGGUGGAUGCAGAGCAGGCCUGGGUCAGGGAGACGGAGCGUAAAUUGGCGUCUCUGGGGCCCCUGAGCCUGGAGCCUGACGUGACGGUGGCCCAGAUGCAAGUGCAGAGAGCCUUCAACAUCGACAUCAUCCGACACAAAGACACCGUGGAUCAGCUGCUCAGCACCAGAGACGACAUCCUGGAAACCUGCAGCGACACCCAGAAAGACGCACUGAUAGUGAAGACGGAUUCUCUCAGCGAUCGUUACGAUGCGGUGAGCCAGAGCCACAGUGAGCGCUUCUCAGCCCUGGAGCAGGCCCAGGUUUUAGUCGCUCGGUUCUGGGAGACCUACGAGGAACUGGAGCCAUGGCUGGGCGAGACCGAACCCCUUAUCACCCAGCUGCCGCCGCCAGCCAUCGACACGGACGCUCUCCGGCUGCAACAGGACCAGAUGAGGCUGAUCAGGGAGUCGAUCGCAGAGCACAAGCCCCACAUCGACAAGCUGCUGAAGAUCGGACCCCGGCUGGCCGAGCUCAGCCUCCAGGAGGGGGCCACGGUGACGCGGCUCUGCACCGAGGCCGAGAGACGUUACCUGGCCAUCAAAGAGGGGGUCAAAGGUCGUGCAACGACCCUAGACGAGGCAGUGUCCCAGUCUGCACAGCUGGUAGAGUUUCACGACAAGAUGGACCCCCUGUUGGAGACCCUGGAGGGGGCGGUCCAGCGGCUGCGGCAGCCUCCCCCGGUGGCGGCGGAGACGGAGAAGAUAAGGGAGCAGCUGGCGGAGCACCGAGCCCAGGGGCUGGAGCUGGACAAACUGCUGCCGAGCUUCUCUGCCCUCUGCGCCCGCGGAGAGGAGCUCAUCGGGCGAGCUGCUCACGACGAUCCCGCCGCUCAAGCCGUUCGGACCCGCCUCCUGCGCCUGCGCUCCCUGUGGGAUGAGAUCCGGCAGCGAGCCGAGGAGAGGGAGGGGAAGCUCAACGACGUCUUGGACCUGGCCGGGAAGUUCUGGGCUGACGUGGCGGCGCUACUGAGCACGCUCCGAGACUCCCAAGAUAUCGUGAAGGAGCUGGAGGACCCCGGCGUGGACCCCUCGCUCAUCAAACAACAGAUUGAGGCUGCUGAGGCCAUUAAGGCUGAGACGGACGGUCUGAGGGAGGAACUGGAGUUUGUCAGGACCCUCGGAGCUGACCUCAUCUUUGCCUGUGGGGAAACUGAGAAACCUGAAGUGAAGAAGACCAUUGAUGAGAUGAACGCUGCCUGGGAGGGCCUGAACCGGACGUGGAGAGAGAGGAUGGAGAGACUGGACGAGGCUAUGACGGCAUCUGUGCAGUAUCAGGACGCGCUGCAGUCUAUGUUCGACUACCUGGACAACGCGGUGAUCAAGCUGUGUGACAUGUCGACUGUGGGAACUGAUCUGGGAACUGUCAAACAGCAGAUUGAAGAGCUCAAGCAGUACAAGGUGGAGGUCUACCAGCAGCAGAUCGACAUGGAGAAGCUGUGCCACCAGGGGGAGUUGCUGUUGAAGAAGGUGUCGGACCAGACGGACCGGGACAUGAUCCAGGAGCCGCUGACCGAGCUCCGACACCUCUGGGAAAACCUGGGGGAUAAAAUCACCCACAGACAGCACAAGCUUGAGGCUGCCCUGCUGGCCCUGGGUCAGUUCCAGCAUGCCCUGUCUGAGCUGCAGGCCUGGCUGAACCACACACACACCACCCUGGACACACAACGACCAAUCAGCUCCGACCCCAAGGCCAUCGAGAUCGAGCUGGCUAAACACCACGUUUUGCGUAAUGACGUUCUGUCCCAUCACGCCACUGUGGAGAAUGUGGCCGGCGCCGGCGCCGAGCUGCUGGAGUCGUCUCCCGGCGACGAGGCCAGCCACCUAAGGGACCAGCUGGAUCAGCUCAACCAGAGCUGGGAGAGCAUGCUGCUCAAGACCCAGGAGCGGCAGAAGCUCCUGGAGGCCGCCCUGCACCAGGCUGAAGGUUUCCAUGGCGAGUUGGAGGAGUUCCUCCAGUGGCUGAGGAGGACCGAGAGCCAGCUGUCUGCUGCCAAGCCGACAGGCGGUCUCCCUGAAACAGCCAGGGAGCAGCUACAGCAACACCUGGAGCUUCAGACCCAGCUGACUCAGCGAGCAGACCAGUACCACCGCCUGCUGGAUCAAGGGGAGUCCAUGCUGCUGGCUCGUGGAGGGGAGGAAGCAGGACCCGGCACCACCCAGACCCAGCAGAACCUGGCCAUGCUGCAGAACAAGUGGGCCAGCUUCAACACCAAGAUGGACGACCGCCGGGCAAAGCUGGAGGAGGCCGUUUCCUUGGCAACAGGUUUCCAGUCCUCUCUGCAGGACACCAUCAACUGGCUGACCCAGGCCGAGCAGACCCUGAACAUGGCCCAGCCUCCCAGCCUCUUACUGGACACUGUCCUCUUCCAGAUUGAUGAGCACAAGGUGUUUGUGAACGAGGUGAACACUCACAGAGAGCAGGUCCUUGCUCUGGAGAAGGCCGGCUCGCAGCUUCGCUUUGCCAGCAUGAAGCAGGACGUUGUUCUCAUCAAAAACCUGCUGCUCAGCGUCCAGGCCCGCUGGGACAAGCUGGUCCAGAGGUCACUGGACCGCGGCCGACACCUUGAUGAGGCCCGCAAACGCGCCAAGCAGUUCCACGAGGCCUGGAGGAAGCUGACAGACUGGCUAGAAGAAGCUGACAAAAGACUGGACUCAGAGCUGGAGAUCUCCAACGAGCCGGACAAGAUCAAAGUACAACUGGCCAAACACAAGGAGUUUCAGAAAGCGUUGGGGUCCAAGCAGCCGGUUUACGACACCACGGUGAGGUCUGGCAGGGCCAUGAGGGACAAGGCUCAGCUGCCUUCAGACACCCAGAAACUGGACCACCUGGUGGGAGAGGUCCGCGACAAGUGGGACACCGUCUGUGGCAAGAGCGUAGAGAGACAACACAAACUGGAGGAGGCUCUGCUGUUCUCAGGCCAGUUUGCAGAGGCUCUCCAGGCCCUGGUCGACUGGUUGUACCGGGUCGAGCCCCAGCUGGCCGAAGACCAGCCCGUCCAUGGAGAUCUGGAUCUGGUGUCCAACCUCAUGGACUCACAUAAGGCUUUCCAGAAAGAGCUGGGAAAGAGGACCAGCAGCGUUCAGGCUCUGAAGCGCUCGGCUCGGGAGCUGAUGGACACCGGCCGUGAUGACACAGCGUGGGUCAAAGUUCAGCUCCAGGAGCUCAGCAACCGCUGGGAAGCGGUGUGCGCUCUGUCGGUCACGAAGCAGACCCGCCUCCAGGUGGCCCUCAAACAGGCGGAGGAGUUUCGUACGGCGAUCCAGGUCCUUCUGGAGUGGCUCUCUGAGGCGGAGCAGACACUUCGUUUCCGCGGCGUUCUUCCCGAAGAGGCAGAGACGCUGCAGGCGCUGCUGCACACACAUCGCGACUUCAUGGGCACCGUGGAGGAGAAGAGGACGGACGUCAACAAGGCCGCCGGCAUGGGAGAGGGCAUCCUGACUGUCUGUCACCCUGACUCCAUCACCACCAUCAAACACUGGAUCACCAUCAUCAGGGCGCGCUUUGAGGAGGUGCUGACAUGGGCCAAACAGCACGAGCAGCGACUGGAGACAGCUCUGACCGAGGUGCUCAACAACGCCAACCUGCUGGAGGAGCUGUUGUCAUGGCUACAGUGGGCUGAGACGACAUUGGUCCAGAGAGACACAGAACCGCUUCCUCAGGACAUCCCACAGCUCAAAACACUCAUCACAGAACACCAGAUGUUUAUGGAGGAGAUGACGAGGAAGCAGCCAGACGUCGACAAAGUGACGAAGACCUACAAAAGGAAACCGUCCGAGCCUCCCAGCAGUCUCGCUGAGAGGAGAGGCGCUCGCAAACACCAGCAGCAGCAGCAGCAGCAGCAGCAGCAGCAGCAGCAGGCAGCCAUGCAGCUCUCCGGAGGAAACCCCAGACUCAACCAGCUCUGUGCCAGGUGGCAGCAGGUCUGGUUGGUGGCUCUGGACCGCCAGCGCAAACUCAACGACGGUUUGGACAGACUGGAGGAGCUCAAAGAGUUUGCCAACUUUGACUUUGACGUGUGGAGGAAGAAGUACAUGCGCUGGAUGAACCAUAAAAAGUCUCGGGUCAUGGACUUCUUCAGACGCAUCGACAAGGACCAAGAUGGAAAGAUCACACGGCAGGAGUUUAUCGACGGCAUCCUGGCAUCAAAGUUCCCCACCAGUAAGCUGGAGAUGACAGCAGUGGCAGACAUCUUUGACAGAGACGGGGACGGUUACAUCGACUACUAUGAGUUUGUUGCUGCUCUGCACCCCAACAAGGACGCCUACAGACCCACCACUGAUGCUGAUAAGAUAGAAGACGAGGUGACUCGGCAGGUGGCCCAGUGUAAAUGUGCCAAGAGGUUCCAAGUGGAGCAGAUAGGAGAGAACAAAUACCGGUUCUUCCUCGGAAACCAGUUCGGUGACUCUCAGCAGCUGCGUCUGGUGAGGAUCCUGCGCAGCACGGUGAUGGUGAGAGUCGGAGGUGGUUGGAUGGCUCUGGAUGAGUUCCUGGUCAAAAAUGAUCCAUGCAGAGUGCAACACCCAGGACUUAAGAUUCUCCGCUCCGAUUCCAGUAGCUCCAUCUCAUCUCGUAUAGUGACUGUCACUCCUGGCUAUUUCUGCUGCCGAGCUCGCGGUCGCACCAACCUGGAGCUGAGAGAGAAGUUCAUCCUUCCUGAAGGAGCGUCUCAGGGUCUGGCCGCCUUCCGCUCCCGAGGUCGACGCUCCAAACCGGGCUCCCGCAACGCCUCGCCCACCCGCUCCUCCUCCUCGGCCUCCCAUAGCGGCGCCUCCCUCCCCUCUGCUCCCUCCACCCCCGCCACACCGACAGCCUCCGCAUCAUCCAGGUCCUCUCAUACUCACUCGCGUGACUAUGCCAAGCCCUGGCUGACACACAGUAAAACUCCAACGCCAACCAAGUGCCACUGCUGCCCAGAUCACCUCGGUCACAGCCACACCACUCCUGGGCAUGAGGGGGCGACGUCCGGGUCCAAACUAAAGAGGCCGACGUUCCACUCGAGCCGAGGCUCGCUAACCGGAGAGAACGGAGGAACGACGCACUCCAGCAAACCAUCGCGAACUGAUCCGAAGCGAGGGGCGUCCACAGCCAGCGGGCCGACUAGCCGAGCCGGCAGCCGGGCGGGCAGCAGAGCCAGCAGCCGCCGCGGCAGCGACGCCUCAGACGGGUCAGAGCUACAGGACAAUCGCUCCGUCUGCUCGGACGCCUCGGACACCCCACGACGACCCGGUAGCGGGGCCAAACCCUCCAAGAUUCCCACCAUCUCCAAAAAGACCCCCAGCCCAAAGACCCUGGGGUCUACGAAGAAAUAAGUCCAGCCACAGAGAAACUGGAGCUGAACCAUUACUCCUCCGGUUCACAGAGGGUGGACUGCUAACAUCGGAGUGCACCAACUCUUCAGUCUGAAGUCCAUCCGUAGGGCUUGUGUAGAGUUUGUGCACUAUGACUGACAUUUUCCAGGGGAAAGAAGGAGAUAAGAUGAGUGAAUCUCCUUCUCACUCUUCCCCCCCGGUCCCAUAAACAAACUGAAGACGUGCACAACAGGAGUAGAGUUCUGGUCUGGCAGUACCAGGCCAGAAUCUGUGGGGUCGAUGCCGACUUUUCCCCUUUAAGAAGCGACCCCAUUUUGCCUUCCAGUCUCCUGCUUUGUCUUUCAAAAGUUCCCCACCAGCGUGGAACCAAACACCAACUGACGUGACGUGAUGCUGCCUUACUUCUACUCUUCUGUCCCGAUCAGACAGAGCUACUGCUUUAUACCACACCGACACACACAUCUGAACACAGAGGCGGGGUAGGGAGUGGAACACACCACCACCACCACCACCACCACCACGGCUACGAAAACAAAAAAAAAAGCCCAAAUGACAUUCAGGGAAAAAAAAGAAGAAGAAAAAGAAAGAAUUGUGGGUCAUUAUUUUGGCUUGUGGGUCCAGAUGCCUCAAUGAUGAGUUUAAAAAGAAAAUAUGCAACGACUGCCAUGUCGCUUGGUUGGCGAGAAAAACGGUCACCUCAGCAGAUCUGCAAGAAGCAGACACCACGUGUGUGUGAGGAGGCGGGAAACGCUGUCCGACACGCACACACACAUACACAUGCACCGGCUAACCUCCGACUCGGAGGGUCGGUGGUGGUGACGGUGGUGGUGGUGGUGGUGCUGCUGCAGCUGAGGGCAAACACUCACACACUCAAACACCGCAGAGCAGACUCCUCCCGACCGCUGGAACGUUAAGAUCAGCCUUGUGUGUGCAUUUCAGCAAAGGGCGGUGUGGUUUUGUCACAUGCCGGCGUAACAAUCCAACACACAAAAAUCACAAACCGGCAAUAGAAAGGACUAUUUUUAUGGUGACACACUCAACUAACAGCACAUACUGACAAUAUACAACAUGUGUAACCUAACCCGAUGUUCGACAACCAGCAUGCACUAAUUGUCUCUUCCUCUGCAGUUCCACCUUAAUGUCGAAGCUGCGUUGCCCUUAGCAACCCAGCAGCACACACACACACUCUCACACACACACACAGAUGGUGGUGUGUAUGACGUGUGUCAUUGUUACAGGAAACAAUAGAGGUCAUUGACUUGAGUCACUGUAUGCAAAAAUUUUAAUUUGCGAAUGUCAUUUUUUGUUUUUCUUCUCGUUGCUUUCUGGUUAAUUUAUAAUCCAGUUGUACUUUUGUUAUUUAGCUUGAAAGAAAAAUCUAUUUAUUUUUCAGUUUCAUGUCAUAUCACCUUUCGCGGAGAGUGAUUUAAUAUUAUGGUUAAAGAAAUUGUGUUUUUUUGUACCAAGGAAAGAUGUCCGCUCCGCUCUUUGACAUUAUUUGUGUGUUUCUACUUCAUUGUAACAUUACAUUACUCACUAGGUCGCUGAUUCUGGUGGCAGCCUUGUUUGUUUGUUUGUUUUUUUUUGCUAAUGACUACAAUUCCCAGACCAUGACCAAAGGGGUUUGCCCUUCAUGUGUAGAGAGAACUACAAAUAUGAAUGACAGGAGACCUGGGCGGAGCGGACCAAUGAGAGCAGGUUUCCUCCCUCAUGUCCCUCCCCAGCGUCUCCUCCUCUAGGCUUUUUUUCAAAUGCCCGUCAUUGACGGGGCCGAGUUGUCUCUGUGUUAUCUCAGUGUAAGAGAUGAAGUUUAUGAAAAACGAAUGAAAUUACAGUAAGAAAGAAGACAUCUUAAGGUGAUUUUUAUUUAUUUAUUGUCUCUCUGAGGGAGGGGGGAUUCGUGGCGCAGGAGACGAGUCCUCCACCUUUUGAUGCUGUGUUACUCUCAGUGUGAUGAUGAGAACAAGGAGGGGGGGUGUUACUAGGAGUCAGUGGUGUAAAAGUAAAACAAAAAACUAAAAUUAUAAACAAUUUUUUGUUCUGUUUUUGUAUUAAAAAUAUGCUUGCAGUAAAA
Sebastes umbrosus (honeycomb rockfish) is the source of this 30626-nucleotide messenger RNA. RefSeq names its product microtubule actin crosslinking factor 1a (gene macf1a). Gene Ontology annotation, molecular function: structural molecule activity; microtubule binding; keratin filament binding. Gene Ontology annotation, biological process: wound healing; intermediate filament bundle assembly. Gene Ontology annotation, cellular component: cytoskeleton; membrane; cell junction. The record is from RefSeq and is a predicted model, not a curated record. NCBI's taxonomy places the organism in Eukaryota, Metazoa, Chordata, Actinopteri, Perciformes, Sebastidae.